CGACGCCACUCGGCAUUGCCGCCCUUGACCCCAACUAGCUUGAAAGACGUCGAUUGUGGCGUUAAACAUGGCGAUAAGGCCGAGUCCGCGCAAAAUGCCGAUGGCGCAAAUUUCACUUUCUGGCGCCGGGUGACUCACCGUGACCACAAGGCCCAGGCCUAGGUCCAAUCAUGUUGGAUGGCGUCGCAGCUGCCGAAAACGACAACGUGCCGCGGCUGGACCUCUCCAACUUAAAAUGGAUUUACCGAGGAGAGGGCAACGCCAACCUAGUCAUCGCCCUUUCACACGAGAGGUGUAUCGUACGACUGCGAAAAGUUGACAAAAACAAGCUGGGCCGACUUUCGGACACGGACAGAUACUUAGAGGUCCAGCGUCUGAAGCAAGAGUUGGCGUUUUACCAGAAUAUCCUGAUCCCCUUGAUGGGUUCCUCCUUCCUCAAGCAAUCUGUGGUUUAUAAAUUAGACAGAGAUCAAGUUCAGAUGAUCAAUCAGAUCAUUCAACACCAAAGACCAGCCCACAGAGGUCACAAGGUCGCGUUCUGUGCUGCAGACCUGGUGGCUGUGUACCCUGACUACACGCUACUGCCUGAAAAUCUCGACGGCGAAACCUCCACUUUUUGCGUGGAGAUCAAACCAAAGCAGGGCUGGAUCCACCCGAAUGACAGGAUUCUGCCAAAGUGCACCUUCUGCAUGAAGCAAUACCUGAAGCUGAAGAACAGAAGCAUUGCACGCCUCUCGGACUACUGUCCUCUAAACCUAUACUCAGGAAACAAGCAACGAAUGCAAGAUGCCAUCAGAGCUCUCUUGUUUUCACCGCAAAACAACUUGAAAAUAUUUAAGGAUGGAUGUUUAAUUUAUGGCGAGGACGUGAAGACUAAUUUGACGGAAAUGUUGCGCUGCUGGUUCGGCUCCAAACAUAAACUGACUGACAAAGAAGUAUUAAUCGACGCGUUUUGCAAUCUCGUGAUAGAAGGAUUAUGUCGAGAAGUGCCAGACAACACGUCAUGGUUAGAUAGGUUACGAAGUUCCCUGCUGUCCGAAGGUUUGAUCGAGACCGACGACAGCAGCUCGCGGGAUGAUGCAAAGGAGCACUCGCCGUGGCAGCCAGUGUGCAAUUGGAGUCGCCAGCCACUGCCGAAAAACUGCGUCCUCGGCCGCAUCCUUGCCAUCCAGAUGCUUGAAGUUCCUCGGGAUCAGGUCGACCUGAAAGUGCAUGACGCUUAUCCUUUCCUGCACAGGAACGAGUACCUGACGCCAGUGCAGCGCUAUUUGUUGUCUGCCACCACUAAAGACUGCUCAGUAUUGAUGUCAUUCCAACACGUCUCCCAAGAUAGGAUGAAGAUCCUGCCCUCUCGCCAUGUCAUCCAUGAGCAAAACAGCCAGCAAAGCUUUGUGUUCAACAUUGGCGUUUCCGAUUUGGACCCCAAACCUUUGACCUGCAUCGAGAAGCACCGAAAACGAGAUCUGGAAAUCUUGAUGGCGAUGCUGGAACUGACUCAGUGCAACAAGCAGCCUGUCAAUAGGGAUCUUGAUUAGGGUUUCGCCAUUGUGCUAUGGAAAUGUUAACAUCUGGAAAAUCUUUUUGAUUUUUUUUACAUUUUUAACGGAUGGACGACUUUAUAAUCUGAUUUUACUUGUGCUAGUUUUAUAGUUAACUUGAUCAAUCUUAUGAUUAUAAAAAGUGCUUGAAAUGAAUUUUCUGCCACUUUUUUCUUACUAUUGUAUUUGUCUCCUAAUUUUAGACUCUUUUCCAAAUUCACAUGAGAUUUGAGCAUCAAAGAAAAAUAAACGUGAGCGUCUAUUGAGAUUGCUUGAUUAUUUUACAACAUAAAA
This is a messenger RNA of Cloeon dipterum, 1832 nucleotides long. It is a transcript of the gene Ipk1, whose product is annotated as Inositol phosphate kinase 1. The record is from RefSeq and is a predicted model, not a curated record. Gene Ontology annotation, biological process: inositol phosphate biosynthetic process. Bases 171 to 1535 code for a protein of 454 amino acids. Gene Ontology annotation, molecular function: inositol-1,3,4,5,6-pentakisphosphate 2-kinase activity; ATP binding. Gene Ontology annotation, cellular component: nucleus. The transcript is spliced from 8 exons. Lineage: Eukaryota; Metazoa; Arthropoda; Insecta; Ephemeroptera; Baetidae.